AUGUUCAAUUUCGGUGGUUCAGGGACCAAUGCUAACAACACAGCUAACAGCGGAUCGCUGUUUGGCAACAAGCCUGCAACCACGUCUGGGGGCUUCUCCGGUGGGAUGAACAGUGGCAAUCUACCAGGUCAACAAUCUGGGUCACUUUUUGGCCAAAACAAUAAUAUUCAGCAGCCGAACCAGAGCUCUGGGGGUCUCUUUGGACAACAGAAUGCUGGCACAGCGCCUUCUGGUGGUCUUUUCGGGAAUAAACCGGCCGGGGGCUUCAGUAUUGGCCAAAACACAACCCAACAACAACAACCACAAGCUAAUGUUCAGAAACCAGGUCAAUUGGGUGGCUCGCUUUUUGGUAACAACAAUACUACGCAACAGCAGAACUCAGGAAUUGGGUCCGGCGGAUUGUUCGGUAGCAAUACACAGCAACAAUCAAAUCCGCCUGCAGGCGGCCUUUUCGGGGCCAGCAAUCAGCAGCAGCCUGCUUCGGGAGGACUAUUUGGCAAAAGUAGUCAAACCCAACCUGGCGCAACAUCUGGCGGUCUUUUUGGGAACAAUCAGCCGCAAUCUGGUCCUUCUUCCGGCGGUUUAUUCGGAGGCAGUUCUAACAGUGGGUCGGGCGGUUUGUUCGGCAAUUCGAGCAACACGUUUGCCAACAACAAAAGCUCCACUAGCGGUGGACUUUUUGGUGCCAAUACCUCGCAGCAACAGCCGCAACAGCAGCAACCUCAAGGAACGUCACUUUUUGGCAACAGCGGAACUGUGAAUUCUACAAAACCAUCCUUCGGCUGGUCUCAGUCCUCCAACGCCCAACCAAUCGGCCAACAAGCAAACCAGCCUCAGCCACAAGAGCAGCACUUACAACAACAAAUGCAAUACCAGCAGCAACAGAUACAACAGCUCCAACAGUCUAACUAUCCCCAGCAGAUCCAAGAGCAGAUAGUUAAAUGCAAAGACUCCUGGGAUCCCCGGUCUUCAAGAAGCAAGCUGAGAACUUUUCUCUACAACAAAGUGAACGAAACAGAGGCAAUGCUGUAUAGCAAGCCUUCUGAAAUAUCCCAGGAAGAUUGGGAUGAGGCUCUUCUACAAAAACCCUCUGCCAGCGUGAUCCCAGUCCAGGCUUUUGGGUUUGACGAUCUGAACGAGAGAAACAAGUUACAGAGAGAUAAUGUCGCCCAAGCUCGUCUAAUCUUGAAUCAAGUUCUUGAAAAACUGAUUCAACUUUCUCAAAAACAUGACUUGGAGACGGCUUCCAGGAUUCUAAAAGCUCAGAGUAGGAAUGUGAAAAUUCAGCAAAGGAUAAUCAAACUUGGCUCACACCUGGCCAUUUUGAAAAGUAAGGGGUUGCCGCUAACGGUCGGUGAAGAAAAUAUGUGGCUUGAAUAUGAAAAGCUGCUAAAACGCAGCAAUGAUCCUGCUGGGCUUGGGAAGAAUAACGAACUUUGGGCAAGACUUUCAGUUUUGAAGGAACGGUCGAAGACUAUUUCAGAUCAAUUAGACAGUACUCUGGUUGUUAUAAGUGAAAACAAUGGUGGGGAUGUGCAGCCAAAAAGAUCAGGGAAAUACGAGGAUCAGAGGGUCGACGAAGAGCUGGAGACCAGGGUCAACAAAAUCGCAGAAAUUUUGAGCAAUCAGCAACGCGGGUUAUGCUAUUUGCAAGACGUUAUUGAAAAAGACGAGAAACUUGUCGACAGAUAUGUAAGUCAACGGUCUACUUAA
Lachancea sp. 'fantastica' is the source of this 1713-nucleotide messenger RNA. The record is from the annotation of a GenBank genome assembly. Lineage: Eukaryota; Fungi; Ascomycota; Saccharomycetes; Saccharomycetales; Saccharomycetaceae.